Chrysoperla carnea is the source of this 2213-nucleotide messenger RNA. Its product is annotated as zinc finger protein 84-like. Gene Ontology annotation, biological process: regulation of DNA-templated transcription. Gene Ontology annotation, molecular function: DNA-binding transcription factor activity, RNA polymerase II-specific; RNA polymerase II cis-regulatory region sequence-specific DNA binding; zinc ion binding. The coding region runs from base 82 to 1563 and encodes 493 amino acids. The record is from RefSeq and is a predicted model, not a curated record. The transcript is spliced from 2 exons. NCBI's taxonomy places the organism in Eukaryota, Metazoa, Arthropoda, Insecta, Neuroptera, Chrysopidae. Gene Ontology annotation, cellular component: nucleus.
CCCAUAAUAUUACGAAAAUAUAGGCCAAAAGAGAAGAUUAUUCUUAAUUUAUUAGUUGUUUGAAACACGAUAUGUUCGAAAAUGGAAAUGCAGUGUGUUUUAGUGUCUGAUUUUGAGAGAGUUUGUCGCAUUUGUAUGAAAUUUGGUCACACAUUUUUGCCAAUCAAUUCAUUUAAAAUAAUUGAUAUGAUAAUAGCAUGUGCUUCUAUACAGAUUUGGGAAAAUGAUGGUUUACCAAAUCAAGUAUGCAACGAAUGUUUUCUUCAAUUACAAAAUACCAUUAAUUUUAAACAAUUGUGUGAAAACUCAGACAACGCAUUUCGUCAAAUUAUUGAACAGAGUAAAAGCAGUUUAUGGAACAAUCAAAAUAAUUUGGGCAACGUGAAAAAUGAAGAAUUAGAUAGUGUUAAUUACCCAGUUUAUAUUAAAGAAGAGAAUGAUGAUGAAACUGUUCAAAAUAAAGAUGAUGAUAACAUAAACUUAACGCAGAACAACAUUGGAGAAAUGGUGGAGAUUAAAAAGGAGGACAAAUCAGAACUUAGUCGAAAAAGAACUAGGAAAAAAAACAUUCAAUAUAAAUACGAAGAAGAAAGUGAUGGUUAUGAAAAUUUAAAUGACGACGAUAAUGAUUCUAAUUAUGACAGUGAAAAUGAAAAGUUAUCGGAUUUAAAAGAACAACUACCUCAGAUAAGUGAAUACGAAUGUGAAACAUGUUCUAAGACAUUUAAAAAAGUCGAUGCACUUGGUUGGCAUAUGAAAAGAACGCAUAAUGCAAAAGGUGUUAAAUGUGGACGAUGUUCAGUAGUUUGUUACCAUUCGUUACAUUUACGUGCCCAUGAAAAAAAACAUAACAAGUGUCGUAUUUGUAAUACAUCGUUUUCAACACGAAAAAAAUUAGUAGAACAUAAAUUAAUACAACAUAAAAUGACUCAAGAAAAACGUUUGAAAUGUGAAAAGUGUGAGGAAACAUUUCAAACGAAGAAAAUUUUACAAAAACACGUUCGUAAAAUGCAUCCAAAAGUGAAGCCUCCAAAAGCGAAAAGAGUGGAUAAGGCUAGACUACAGGAUGUAAGUUGUGAGGUUUGUGGAAGAACUGUUCGUCGACGAAAUCUACGCUCGCAUAUGUUAACGCACAGAGAACGUGAUAAUCUAAAUUGUCGGUAUUGUGCAAAAGUAUUUACAAAACCAGAAGAACUGAAGGAUCAUAUGGAAGUUUCACACAAGAAAUGUGUAUGCGAUCAUUGUGGACUUAGGUUGCGUUCCAAUCAACUUAAAAAACAUUUAUUAACGCACACCAAAGAACGUCCUCAUGCUUGUGAUAAAUGCGAUAAAACUUAUCGUAAUGGUUAUGAAUUAAAAUCGCACAUAUCACGUGUUCAUUUGAAUGAACGUAAUUUUGUUUGUACGUUCUGUUCGCAAGCAUUCUUUGAUAAGAAAAUCUUAUUGAAUCAUGUAAGACGACAUACUGGUGAAAAACCAUACAAAUGUCAAAUAUGCGAAAAGGCGUUUAUACAAAGUAGUGCUUUAAAUGUUCACAUGAAGAUGCAUGCAAAUUAUAUAUAAAAUUUAUUCGAGAUGGAAGGAUUGAGAAACUGAGAACGAAGAUCAUCGUAAAUUCAACACAGAGAUCCAAGAAAUUAGGCAAUAAUUAUUCAUUCAGCAUUACAUUUGUAUAUGGAGGGUAGAGAUAAGGAGAACCAUCUCUGUAUAUAAAAAGUGUCCAUCGAAAAGCAGUAAAUAAGGGUGUCGCUGCUGUAGCAAAAGUGGUAAGUUUUAAAAGAAGUGCUCAAAGUAAUAAUAGUAAGAUAAAGAUCUAAACAAGUUGUUCGAGAAGGAUAGAGAAUUUCAAACACCUCCUGCUACACAAGCGCCAUUCUGGUCAAUUUUGUAACUGUUAUUUGCUGUUUUUAGAUGGACACUUUUUUUACUUUAACUCCCAUUUAAGAUAGUUCUCCUUAUCUCUACACUCCAUACAUUUGUAAUAAAUAAAUUGCGAGGGUUUGGAGCACAACAAUUUCCAGAAGAGCGUCUUUAGAUUUAAUUAUAAUAUUAAGAAAACUUUAAUAUUUGACUUGAAUCUAUGCCUAGACUCAUUUUCAAAUACUUCCAGUCCUUCCAGAUUGUCUUUAACUCACUUAUUGUACAUACUUGCAAAAAUCCUGGACUAUGUAGCUUAUAAAUUGAAAAUAUAUACAUUUUAUUAUGAAUAGCAA